ACUGGUCUCCCAGCCUUCUCUUUCCAAGGCGUAUUGAGUUGCCUGUCCGCUUUUGACUUAACCCACACACACCUAUCACAAUUUCUGUACCCUCCAAAUUGUUUCAGCUACAAGAUUGCAACCGCCAUGUUCGCGACCAACUCCUCCUCACCAAGCUUAAGCAGCGCCCAAGAGUCCGAUAUCUCCCCACAAGAUCUCCAAGCUCUCAAAGACUACCUCCGACAAGACUGCACCCCCGUCUACGGCACUUCAAAGCACAUCGAAACCUGCUCAACGACACCCAACCUCGCUGCGACUCACCCAGUCGAAGAGAAGAUCAAGCCUGGUCCACUCAAGACCGCUGCAAAGCGUGCUCCCAAGGCCACUACCAACAACACCACCAAGGUGACGAAGAAGCGGCAAGCCACAACCAAAAAGACGCAACGCCAGCGCAAGACAUCUCUCACCUCAGUCGCUUCUCCGCAACAAUCCACUCCGCCCCAGCACCGCAGCAUCGAAGAACUCCUUGCUGCUAAUUUCUACAGUCUCAACAAGCAGGAGAAGACUCGCGUUCUCCUCCCAAUGCUGCGCAAUAUCGACCCACACAUACUCGAACCUUCCCUGGUGGAGCUACUGCGUGUACAGGCAGAAUGCACGGAUCAGGUUACAGGCUAG
This is a messenger RNA of Boeremia exigua, 654 nucleotides long. RefSeq lists its product as uncharacterized. The transcript has a single exon. The annotation marks the transcript as partial. Lineage: Eukaryota; Fungi; Ascomycota; Dothideomycetes; Pleosporales; Didymellaceae. The record is from RefSeq and is a predicted model, not a curated record.